Messenger RNA from Hippocampus zosterae (dwarf seahorse), 3101 nucleotides. RefSeq names its product family with sequence similarity 219 member Ab (gene fam219ab). The transcript has 6 exons. Bases 236 to 802 code for a protein of 188 amino acids. NCBI's taxonomy places the organism in Eukaryota, Metazoa, Chordata, Actinopteri, Syngnathiformes, Syngnathidae. The record is from RefSeq and is a predicted model, not a curated record.
CUCUGCCGGCUUCCGGGUCCUCAUCUUGGCCCAACCUAUCCGGAAGUGGGUGGUGGCCCAGCGGUCACCCCAUCAUCACCACCGUCGACGUUAGCACCAGCUGGGAUGAAGCUCGACUUCGCGGGAGCGCAGGGGUUAGUAUUAUUUCACGUCUGAUCGGAACCCCACGAACGUCACCUUCCAAACGCGAUCUGGUCGUGGGCUGCGUCGUCUUGUUGGGCCAAAACGAGGUGGCAUGAUGGAGGAGAUCGACAGAUUCCAAGUGCCCAAUGCCGUGCAGGAAGGAGAGAUGCAGCCGCUGGACCCAGCCUUGUCCACGGCCUCGGAGGCCGAUUCAGGCAACAGAGAGGGCGAACCCGUCACAAUCAACUACAAGCCUUCCCCCCUGCAGGUUAAAAUCGAGAAACAGAGAGAGCUGGCCAGGAAAGGCUCAUUGAAGAACGGCAACGGCGUGGGCAGCCCAGUCAACAAUCAGCCCAAGAAGAACAACGUCAUGGCCAGAACGCGGUUGGUAGUGCCCAAUAAAGGCUAUUCCUCGUUAGACCAGAGUCCGGAUGAGAAGCCCCUGGUUGCGCUCGACACAGACAGUGACGAUGACUUCGACAUGUCAAGAUACUCGUCGUCGGGAUACUCCUCUGCCGAGCAAAUCAACCAAGAUCUCAACAUCCAGCUGCUGAAGGACGGGUACCGCUUGGAUGAGAUACCGGACGACGAGGACCUGGACCUGAUCCUGCCCAAGUCAGUCAACCCGACUUGCAUUUGCUGCCAGGCGACACCCUCCACUACCUGUCACAUCCAGUAGCCCGCCCCGUUUCUGAGCGCAGUGCAACCCCGAUGUUCAUCUCCUCAUCAGUUUUCUUUGUUGUCUAGAGUGACAGCGGUGACACACCGGUAGAAAAUAUAUAACCGACUCAAAUGUGCUAGAAUAGGAAUGACCAAUCCAUUCAUUCAUAGUACGUUUUGCUUAAAACUGCGAGAAGGCAAAAGAUAAAGAGAGUCAAUAUACACGAGUCACAGAGAGUUAGCGACAUUGGGCUUUCCGUGAAAUUUAAGGAUGUAACUCAAGUGCAGGAUAACUUUUCAAUUUCAUCUGCCUGCUAAAACUCCUUAAAACUUUUGCAUGCCCUUCCAACUGUUCGUUGUUUCCGUGGUUUUUGCCGAACUUGCCGUUUUCAAACAAAAAGCAGACACGGCAUAAUUCACAAUUGUUCGUUCUUUGAAUGCACUAAAACGUAUCCUGGUUCAAUUCGAAAUAUUUUAACAGGCCUCUUCAACGAGCUGUUCACAUUUUGAUAUUCUGAAACCCAGAUGACGGCCAAAAUUUGAUCAGCAGUAGCUGGCCGUUGCCUGGCUUCAAACAGAAUGCUCUACGACCACUGAGCAGCAUCGGCAGGUGGAAACGGAAAGACCGGCGAAGUCACAGAAAUGCAUAGAAGGAGAAAUUAUUGGAAUUGUUUUAGUUUUUUUAAUAAUCAGCUGUUCUGCUCUUUGUUUUUGCACAGCGAGUGACAGUGCUAAAUGCGACCGCGCUGGACUAUUGUGAAAACAAACACAGUGGCUAACUCGCAGCCACAUACCGACUCUCGCACAAAUAACGAACAUGCUGGAAUGGAAAAAACUGCACCCCCUGCUGUUUUUAUUGGGAGCGCAUCGUUUAAAAGCGCCACAUAUAUACUUCCUUUUUCAAGUAUAGCCCCAUUUACUGACUGUACUUAUGCAACAGAGACUCUCCGCGCUUCACUUUUUAGCCACAGGUAUGAAUUAGAACUACACUGGAAUAUUGUAAAAUACUGCCUUGGUCAGCCUCGGUGGCAUUCGGUCUUUGAACAUUUGGACGUUUACAUUUAAGAGUUUAGAGCGCUUCAAUAUAAGUCCCGCUGUAGAGGUGAUAUUGCUAUUGAGUUUUAUCCUGAAAUUUCACCCCAAAGCUGAAUAUCCCUAGCUUUUUCUGACGACUGUGUAUGUAGAGUAUAUACUGUAUCGAUACACAAGAUAUGAAUGCCGGUGUUUUCCUCCUAUGGUAGGACAUGCACUUUCCCCUCAACAUGAUUUUAAAACAGUGAUGAUGAUGAUGAUAUUGCUGACUCAACGGCUCCACUUACCUAAAAUAUGGUUUCCAUGUGUAACUACCGUUGUGCUGUUUUUGUUGUCCUGAAUUUAAUUGCUGCGUGUUGAUGAGGCAAACCACUGCAGUCUUGGCGCUCCAAGUACUGUAAUAUUGUACUGUACAAGGUUGCGAUGUAGCACAGCGCGGGCCACUUCCCCCCCCCCCCCCCCCCCCCCCCCCCCCCCCCCCCGCCCCGCCAUCCUCAUCCAGUCCUCUGUCCUACUGGCUUCGAAUGUAUCCUGACAGGCUUUAGGGAUGAAUGUAGGGACACGGUUGAAGCGCAAACUGAAUUAUGAUCACUGGAUGAGAUACAGUAACUUGAAAAACAGAAGUUCAGGAGGAACGAUUGCACAUUUCAUUUCUCCCCUUCCCAGCAUGUUAUGGGUUGUAUCAUUUCAAUUUGCACACGUUAUUUUCACCUUUUCGGGCCUGUUGUUUUGCACAGCUGCGAUACUGUUUUUUCCCCUGAAGUAGGAAAAAAAAACGCAUGAAAAGGGAGAUUGCUCUUUUUGGUUAGAAGGCAUGAGGACAAAGGACAAAGUACAGUAUUUCAUGUCAAAAAGGUUUAAAGGUUCGUACAUUUUCUAGUGUCCAUCAUGAGGCGCAAAAAGGAUUUGACUCCUGCCUUUGCACACAUACAUGCAUGCAUGUACUGUACAUAAGCACCAUGCCAAUGUGAAUAGUCGGUGGGAAAUUGUGGGUCUUGCGGCUUCAGUGACUGACCUAGCUCCCUUAAAUGAACUGAUUAUUUGCAGUUAGAGUUGCCUUAAGUACAAACAAGCAAACAAUAUGUUUAUUAUUUUUUGCGAUGAUGUUGCCAUGAGGAGUUACUUUAAUAAAGCUGGUGUAACUUUUUUUUUUGAUUGAUUUUUGAUGAUUUUUUUUCUCUUAGAAUCAUUUUGGUUUUAUAAACACUCCCAUUAUAGUAUUUAACGUUGUUAUUGUUACGUGUGGUCUAUGAAAACAAAUAAACACACAGCUAAUAGAACGUUAA